Molecule: messenger RNA, 1932 nt
Organism: Melitaea cinxia (Glanville fritillary)
Lineage: Eukaryota; Metazoa; Arthropoda; Insecta; Lepidoptera; Nymphalidae
Product: piggyBac transposable element-derived protein 1-like
Exons: 2
Coding region: 169-1932 (587 amino acids)
Source: RefSeq, a predicted model, not a curated record
ACUCGCGGGGGACCUAGAUCCCCCAGCGCGCUCGUUUUUGCAAAUUAUAUAAAUAUUUAGAGCGCGAUCCGGUCGCGGCUUUGAGUAUUCCCAGUGACGCCCGAAAGCUGGCGGUGUGCGGACGUGCGUCGUGUUAACGUUAGAAGUUUGUAAGGUUUGUGAUACAGUAUGAAUAAAAAUUUGGAUUCUCAGCAGAUAGAAAGGCUACUAAAUGACUUUGAACUCGAUGAGAGUGAAAACGACACUAUUUUCCCCGAGAUAUUAUCCGAUUUGAGUGAUGCAGAGGAUGAAGUCAGUGUUCACGACACGGAGAGCGAUGAAUCAGCAGAUAGUACUUUGGAAAAUGAAGAAAUAGAAAACAUCGAACAGCAGAAUAGAGAAGCAAAUGCAUUCUAUGGUAAAAAUAGAUAUAAAUGGGCGAAAGCACCGCCUUCGCAGUCACGAGUUCGAGCGCAUAACAUAAUUUUGCACUUACCUGGCCUUAGAGGUCCUGCUCAGGCAAAAAAUAAGAUGACGCCUCUCGAUGCUUGGCAAUGUCUAUUUACUGAUGAUAUUCUUGAUUUGAUUUUAGAGCAUACAAAUGAAAAAAUUACAAAGUAUUCGGAAAAAAAUACAUGUAAUUCUGCAUAUACCGACCAUCUCAGUAAAGAAGAAUUGUGUGCAUUUAUUGGAUUGAUGUUUUUAUCGGGCAUAUUCAAAUCGGGAAGGGAAGAUGCUCGAGGUCUCUGGUCUUCUAAGUGCAAGGGUAGACCUAUAUUUAGAACAGUUAUGAGUCUCAAUCGAUAUCUUUUUAUUUUAUCAUGUCUAAGAUUUGACGAAGAACAUACAAGAGAAGAACGAAAACAAACAGAUCGUCUAGCUCUUAUAUCAGAAGUAUUCAAUAAAUUUAUAAAAAAUUGCAUAAGCAACUACAGCUGUUCUGAAUAUGUAACUGUAGACGAAAUGCUUGUACCUUUUAGAGGACGUUGUUUAUUUCGGAUUUACAUGAAAUCUAAGCCAGCUAAAUAUGGGUUGAAGAUAAUGUGUUUGUGCGAUGCAAAAACGCAUUAUUUAUUCAAUGCUUUUAUUUAUUCCGGAAAGGAGAAAGAUUUACCAGCCAAUGCUACCUUGAUACCUACGAGAAACGUAAUGAAGUUAGCUGAACCGAUCUAUGGAACUAAUAGAAAUAUAACUGGGGAUAACUGGUUUUCUUCUAUUGAGUUGAUCGACGCAUUGAUGGAAAAAAAUCUCACUUACGUUGGCACAAUACGUAAGAACAAAAAAGAAAUACCUCCGCAAUUUCUUCCUCAUAGAAACCGAGUAGUUCUCUCAUCACUUUACGGCUUUCAAAGAAACAAAACUCUAUUGUCAUUUGUUCCUAAAAAGAACGUCAGUGUUACUCUAGUGUCUUCAAUGCACCAUGCACCUGUGACCAAUCCUGAAACCAAAAAACCCGAGAUAAUCGAUUUUUACAAUUCUACUAAAGGUGGCGUAGAUGCCCUAGACCAAAAGUGUGCUGCUUACUCUGUGAAUAGGAGAUGUCAAAGAUGGCCGACCACAAUAUUUUGCUCAAUGUUAAAUAUAUCUGGAGUAAAUAGCCAUGUACUUUACAGCGCAUCGAAUCCUCACAAAUACAUUAGUCGUUACAAGUUCUUAGAAGAACUUGGAUAUUCUUUGGUGACUCCUCAUGUUCUGGAUAGAAGACGCAUUUCAAACCUUUCAAGGGAGCUGAAAGGUAUGAUGGACAAGUUCCUACGCGAGGUUGGUGCUGAGAUACCUGAAGAUCAACCAAAACAAGGUCCGAGCCAAAAUAAAAGACCAAAGAAAUCUAGAUGUCAUUUGUGUCCAAGAAGCAAAGAUAGUAAUACUCCUAGGGUGUGCUCAAAAUGUAUGAAAAAUGUCUGUCGUAAUCACUCUAUUGAUGUAAAAAUAUGUACUGAAUGUGAGACAUAA